CGGCGACGGCGAGCACAUCUAGACCUAGACCUAGCUAGACAUAGACGCUAGACCUCGGCGUUGGGUCUCAUAGAGCGCACUGACCAGGGGUAGUCGCGACGAUCGCCCGCACGCCAAGACCCGUUCUCUAUCUCCAUCUCAUCUCACUCCACCCACUCCACACCCUCACGCCAUGCCCGACCUCGACGCGAUCCUCCAGACGGCGUGGUCGUCCACCUCGGCGGCCAUCUCCGUCGUCCUCGUCCUCACGUACGGCUUUAUCGCGCGCAAGAAGGGCCUUAUCAACGACGAGGGCGAGCGCAACAUUGGCAAGCUGUGCACGACCAUCUUUCUGCCGUGUUUGCUCUUCUCUGAAGUGGGGCCCUUGGCAUCAUGGGAUAACUUGCGCGAAUACUGGAUGAUCAUCGCGUACGCCGUCUUCUUCCAGCUCGUGUCGUGGGGCUUUGGUGUGCUCGGAGUCCGCCUGCUGCGCCUCCCGCACUGGGUCGUCCCGUGCAUGGUGUUCAACAACGCAACGAAGGCGGGCACGAUCGAGGGCCUCCUCGUCGAGGGGGACACGACCAAGAAGGCCCUGUCCCGCGGCAUCGUCUACGUGCUCAUCUACUCGCUCGUCGCCAACCUCGCACGGUUCGGCUUCGGGCCCCACAUGCUCAAGGACGUCAAGGCCAAGGAGGAGAUCCACGCGUGGACGCACCACGAGACGCCGCACCAGCACCACGCGCCAAAGGACGAGGAGGACGAGGAGGACGCCGUCGUCGAUGUUCUUACCACCGCUGAGGCCCAGCCGUCGACCAGCUCCGAGGCGACCCCGCUGCUCGGCGAAGGGCCCGCGCCCAAGCCGCGCUGGACGAAGCGUCUCAAGCGCAACGUCAAGGAGAUCAUGAACCCGCCGCUCGCGGGCGGGCUGACGGCCGCGUUCUUCGGCGUCGUGCCCUUCCUCCACAAGUGGUUCUUCACCGAUGACUCGCUGCUCGCGCCCCUCACAAUGUCGUUCCAUAACCUCGGCCAGCUGUACGCCGUCCUCCAGAUGUUCGUGCUCGGCGCGCACCUCCAGUCAAAGGGCUACGCGCGGCCGCAGUACCUCGCCCUCGUGUACCUCUUCGCAUUCCGCUUCGCCAUCAUGCCGCUCAUCUCGAGCAGCAUGGUCGCGUACGUGCGCAACCACACGACCGUGCUGCUCGACCCGAUCUUUGACUUUGUCAUGAUCAUCGCGCCGGUCGGCCCGCCCGCGCUCACCCUCGCUGCGAUUGUCGAGAUGGCCGCCCCGGGCCAGGCGACCAUCACGGCUGUGGCUACAACCGUCGUCGUCUCGUACGGCCUCGCGCCGUUCGUCUCGGUCGGCGUUACACUUGCACUGUACGUCGUCGAGGGGCUCAAUUACAAGUAGGCAAAGAGAGGGU
Vanrija pseudolonga is the source of this 1400-nucleotide messenger RNA. It is a transcript of the gene SPAC5D6.04, whose product is annotated as putative transporter. The record is from RefSeq and is a predicted model, not a curated record. Bases 173 to 1387 code for a protein of 404 amino acids. NCBI's taxonomy places the organism in Eukaryota, Fungi, Basidiomycota, Tremellomycetes, Trichosporonales, Trichosporonaceae. The transcript is spliced from 7 exons. Gene Ontology annotation, cellular component: membrane. Gene Ontology annotation, biological process: transmembrane transport.